AUGGACCGAACUCACGAUGAUAUUCGUCGGCGCCCUAUUUUAACUUGGAGCGAAGUGGUCGGUAGAGAGUUGAUGGGACCUUACCGUGAGCCGGGCACUGUUGCUGAACGCCAUGAGAAGAUGAGCAGUCCUAGCCGAAGGAGGUGUGAAAAGGAUGAUGCUGAUUUCUCUCUACGCCACGCUGAGAAAUUGCGAAGAGCUACUGAACUGAGAGAACAGCUGCAAGCUGAAAAGACUGCGCGUUUGAGAGAGCUUGCUCGAAGGGUAGAAGAGGUUCGCGAGAAGCGCCAGAAAGUUAUUGAAAGGAAAAAACAGUUGUUGGAAAGUCGAAUGGAGAGGGCUCAGGAAAAUCGUGAGAAGAACAUCACUGAAAUCAUACGGCGAGCGAAAGACGAUGAGCAGAAGGUCUUGGAAGUGCAGUUCAUAAACUCAUUACAAGGUGGAAACAUGUUGUUGGAUUUGCGAAUGAGAGAUGCGGGAGUUGAAGAACGAAAGCAAACGCUAGCAGAAGAAAGAGCCAAAAGGAUGGAGGAAAAAGCAGCGAAAGAGCAUGCUGCGGAGGAAAGGCGUAAACAAGCGGAGCUGGAUCGUAUAACCCGUUUACAAGAAAUUGCUGAACGAAAAGAGGCUCGUCAUGCUCAAAUUGCAGCUCAGAAGAACGAGCAAGAACGGUUACGCAACGAGAGGCGUAAACAGCAACAAGAGAAAUUAAGCGAGCUACGAAUGGCUGAUGCUGAAGAGAACGAGUCGCUUAGAAAGCGCAUUCAGGAAAAGAUUGAGUCCUCCUCCCGUCGUCAUGAACAAACCUUAGAAGAAGUGCGAAUUCGUGCGCAAGAAUUUUCUUCGCCACGGCCACCAUCUGGUUGUAGGUGGAUGUGGUCGUUCGUUGACUGUUGUCAUUGGCCAUCGGAUUCUUGCGGGUCGAAGUUCAGCUGCAGUCUCUGUUCUUGUACUGUACGUUUUUUUUUCAUGGCAUUGUGGUACGCGUAAGA
Molecule: messenger RNA, 992 nt
Organism: Strongylus vulgaris
Lineage: Eukaryota; Metazoa; Nematoda; Chromadorea; Rhabditida; Strongylidae
Source: the annotation of a GenBank genome assembly